Molecule: messenger RNA, 1943 nt
Organism: Callorhinchus milii (elephant shark)
Lineage: Eukaryota; Metazoa; Chordata; Chondrichthyes; Chimaeriformes; Callorhinchidae
Product: low molecular weight neuronal intermediate filament-like
Exons: 1
Coding region: 204-1232 (342 amino acids)
Source: RefSeq, a predicted model, not a curated record
GCGGGCGCGCACGCCACCGGCCGUUGGUUUGAGCGGGGCUCGCGCUGGGCCGGGCGUUCCGUAACGGUCGCCGCGAUCCGCCCAACCGUCUCCUUGACCGGGGACGUUUUAAAAGCAAAUCAAACAUUCAGAGGGGAGAGAGAGAGAGAGAGAGAGAGAGGAAGUCGAAAGACUUGCUAUGUGAGAGGUCGGGGUAAAGAAAGAUGUUUUCAGGCAACAGGGCUUCUUCGCUAACCUCCAGCGCCUGUCAGGAAUUGAGCAGCGUGAGCGACGUGGCGGGGGAGUGCUCGGACAACGACUUCCACGAUGGCAUCGUGGAAGGGAAGGUGCAGAUCAAGGGGCUGAACGAGCGCUUCACCAAGUACAUCAACAACACGGUGCUGAACCUGCAGCGCAAGAACAAGGAGCUGCUGGCCGAGCUGAAGCGGCUGCAGCGCGAAGAGUUCACCGCCGUGGAGAACGCGUACGAGAAGGACAAGCAGGAGUUCAUGGCCAAGAUCGAGGAGACGCAGAACGAGAUGGCGCUGCUGAGGGUGGAGAAGGACAGGAUCAAAACCAGGCUGGACAAGGAGGCCGUCCUGAAGAGGGAGUUCGACCGGGACUUCCAGGAGCUGAAGAAGAAGUACGACGACGGCGGACUGACGAUCGAGCGGCUCCAGUGCCAGCUCAAAGCCCUGGAGGCACAGCUGGUGCAGCUCAAGGUGGUGAAGGACGCCGAGCGGGUCUUCUGGCAGCAGAAGGUGGACAACCUGCAAAACCUCGAGCUGUCCAACAGCAGCACGAUGGACCUGGGCCAGUCACUGAGGCACAUGCGGCACGAGUACGAGCAGAUGGCCAAGAGGAACAAGGACGAGUUGGAGCGGUUCAAGCAGAAGUUUGAGGAGAACAACGUGCCCCUGCAGAAGAUCAAGAAAGAGAUCGAAGCCUAUCGCGGGGCGGUGAACGACUUGAAGAUCAAGGACGGGCUCCAGAAGAACCAGAUGCAGGAAAAGGAGCGGGAGAUGAACAGGAUCAAAGAGUACAACAAGGCUCUGGAGAAGAAGCUGGACUCCCACGCAGCGGAAAACCAGAACAUGUUCGCAGUCAACGCUGCGCUUGAACAGGAGCUGCUUUGCUACAAGAGUCUUCUGAGCCAAGUGGAGAAGAAAGCCAAGAGUUACAACGCGCCGCCCUGCGUGGCCACGCCACCCGCACCGACCAAACCCGCGGAAGAUUGGGACAAAAUGUGUUGAUAGGACCCUCGGACUCCGUGAACAUUUCUACGACGGUCCUCCACGGUGACCACCACGGACGUGCUUUAGCAGACGAGUUAUUUUUAGGUGCAGUUCCCUCUGGAAAUUCGGUUUUAUUGCUCUUCGUUUUGAAAUUCUUGAUCUUGAUGCGCGAUUUUGUAAUCUGGUUCGCAUUGGUACGUUCCUCACGCGGGACAAUUUUUUUUAAAAAAUAAAAAAAAAUCCGACCACAGUUACUAAACGCUAAAUACGUAAUCUGGCAACAUUUUCAUUUAAAACGAUGCAACUAUAAACAGAAUCCAGAGUUUUAACGGGUUGAUGGAACUGAAAGAUCCCAGGUCUCUGCGUAAUCUGGUUUAAGACAUUUUAAUCUCUCAAAAGAGUGUGUUGGUGUGAAUGAUUCGGUUUUUUUUUCUUUUGCUGUAAUAUUUACCGCGCGCAAAAUAUUUCUUUUAAUUAGAGUUCUGUGUUUUUUCGGCGGUUACAGCUUCAUCCGUUUAUUCGUUCCAAUUUCUAUUGAAUAUGUAACAUUUGCUAAUUAACUGUGUAGACGUUUCUCUUAAAUAUCUUCUAAAAGUACUUCGUGGAUAUUUUAUAGUAAAAACCAUAAAACGGAAGCUAUAUAGAUGUGUUGUCCACAAGCAUUUAAUGUAAAAACACAUUACAGAUGCGGGUCAAAAAUGUACACAAUAAAGUUGUUAUGGGGUAAAA